Messenger RNA from Cynocephalus volans (Philippine flying lemur), 2342 nucleotides. It is a transcript of the gene CRHR2, whose product is annotated as corticotropin releasing hormone receptor 2. Gene Ontology annotation, biological process: cell surface receptor signaling pathway; long-term synaptic potentiation; adenylate cyclase-modulating G protein-coupled receptor signaling pathway. The record is from RefSeq and is a predicted model, not a curated record. Bases 54 to 1457 code for a protein of 467 amino acids. NCBI's taxonomy places the organism in Eukaryota, Metazoa, Chordata, Mammalia, Dermoptera, Cynocephalidae. Gene Ontology annotation, molecular function: peptide hormone binding; G protein-coupled peptide receptor activity; corticotrophin-releasing factor receptor activity. Gene Ontology annotation, cellular component: axon terminus; plasma membrane; dendrite. The transcript is spliced from 13 exons.
UGGGUGGAGAAUGCCCCUGGUGCCCAGGACCUUACCUUGGCCUCCCUGAGCCAAUGGGGAGGGACAGGCCCAGGGGAGAGGCAGGCCGAGGUGGCACUGGGGCAGCAGGUGGGCAUGCUCCAGUCCUGUCCCUAGCUGCCACCAGCAUGGGGGGUCCCUCAGGGACCCCAGGCCUCCUCCAUGUCCCACACCUCCUUCUCUGCCUGCUCUGCGUCCUCCCACUGCUCCAAGAAGCCAGGCUGAGCCACGUCCCCGAAAACCAGCCCCUGUGGGCACUGCUGGAGCAGUACUGCCACAUGGUCACGACCCUCGUCAACCUCUCAGGUCCCUACAGCUACUGCAACAGGACCUUGGACCAGAUCGGAACGUGCUGGCCCCAGAGUGCGGCCGGAGCCCUCGUGGAGAGGCCGUGCCCCGAGUAUUUUAACGGCAUCAAGUACAACACGACCCGGAACGCCUACCGACAAUGCUUGGAGAAUGGGAUGUGGGCUUCAAGGAUCAAUUACUCACAGUGUGAGCCCAUUUUGGAUGACAAGCAGAGGAAGUACGACCUGCACUACCGCUUUGCCCUCAUUGUCAACUACUUGGGCCACUGUGUGUCUGUGGCAGCCCUGGUGGCCGCCUUUCUGCUUUUCCUGGCCCUGCGGAGCAUCCGCUGUCUGCGGAACGUGAUCCACUGGAACCUCAUCACCACCUUUAUUUUGCGAAAUGUCAUGUGGUUCCUGCUGCAACUCAUCGACCAUGAAGUUCACGAGAACAAUGAGGUCUGGUGCCGCUGCGUCACCACCGUCUUCAACUACUUCGUGGUCACCAACUUCUUCUGGAUGUUCGUCGAGGGCUGCUACCUGCACACAGCCAUCGUCAUGACCUACUCCACCGAGCGCCUGCGCAAGUGGCUCUUCCUCUUCAUCGGAUGGUGUGUCCCCUGCCCCAUCAUCAUCGCCUGGGCCAUUGGCAAACUCUACUAUGAGAAUGAGCAGUGCUGGUUUGGCAAGGAACCCGGCGACCUAGUGGACUACAUCUACCAGGGCCCCAUCAUCCUCGUGCUCGUGAUCAACUUUGUAUUUCUGUUCAACAUCGUCAGGAUCCUAAUGACAAAAUUACGAGCAUCCACUACGUCCGAGACCAUCCAGUACAGGAAGGCAGUGAAGGCCACCCUGGUCCUCCUGCCCCUCCUGGGCAUCACCUACAUGCUCUUCUUCGUCAACCCUGGGGAGGACGACCUGUCACAGAUCGUGUUCAUCUACUUCAACUCCUUCCUGCAGUCGUUCCAGGGUUUCUUUGUGUCUGUCUUCUACUGCUUCUUCAACGGAGAGGUGCGCUCAGCCGUGCGGAAGAGGUGGCACCGCUGGCAGGACCAUCACUCCCUCCGAGUCCCCGUGGCCCGAGCCAUGUCCAUCCCCACGUCGCCCACGAGGAUCAGCUUUCACAGCAUCAAGCAGACGGCCGCUGUGUGACCCAUCAGUCGCCCACCUCCCUGCCACUCCUCCCCAUCCUCCUCCGCCUUGUUCCCCCGGGUCCUCCUUGCCGUGCAGCCCCGGAGGAGGGCAGGAGGGGCCAGCUCGGCAGCCAGCAGGAAGGAGGCACACAGCCGUGGAAGGGGGCUCCCGGUGCCCAGGGCCAGCUGGGGCCACAAGUCUCAGUGGGAGAGGGAGCAGAAGGAGGUCACAGGGACCUCCUGAGUCGAGCAGGUCGGAUGUCUUCAGGCAUAUGCCCACCCAGCCUCUCUCACCUGGCCCUCACUGUAACCCCAUUCGCAGAUGAGGAAACUGAGGCCCAGAGCGGGAAGGGCUUGCCCAAGCCACACAGCUAGUUAGUGGCAGACACAGGCCUCCUCCACCCCACUCACGGUGCCAGCAGCCAGGCGAUGGUUUGGCCCUGUGCCCUGCUGCCUUCUGCCUCCACACUCAGUGGCGCCCUCUGCAGCAGGGGGAAGGCACACAGAUGGGAGUAGAGGAUUAAUUUGUCUGGCUUCACACCAGGGGCUCUCACUUGUACCCCACCCCUGACCAGGCUGUCCCUCAACCCCUUCCCAGACAUUCUCCUGCCCCUGGGGCUCCAUGAAGGAUGCUGGCUUUCAGGCCUGUGUAACUUCUCUGCCUGUCCACAGAUGGAGGCUUGCGGAGGGGCAGGUGGGGAGGAAGACACGGCCAGAGCAGCCACUCUAAGGCCAGCCAGACACAGUGCAGGAUGAAUAGGAAGGUGUGGGGGUGAGGAAGGAGCAGCCAGAGUAUAUCUUUGGUGAUUGGAACUAAUCCCCCAACCCCCUCCUCAGACUGAGCUUCACAGUCCCCUCUAGGAACAUCUCUGCUCUCUGUGAAAUAAACCAUACCUCUUGGAAA